AUGGUGGGACCACUGAGGCGGCAGGCCGGUCCGGACCAGCUGCUCACCAAUCGCACGCUCGUGGAGGCGUUUGGGGGCACCACGGGCCCUUCAGGUGCUGGCGGCUCUCGCGUCGGCACCUUCGAUGAGGCGGCUGACGAGGCGGAGGAAAUCCCCCGCGUCUUCUCCCUCAAGGGUGCCGGCUCCUCUUUUGGCGCAGGUGCUAACCACACUUCGUUGCCCAGCAGCCAGGCCUUUGGGGCAUGGCCUGGGGCUUCUAGUUGGGGCAACCACCUCCUGCUGCACCCGACGCCAAGCCAGGAGGCUGGUCUUCCGGCCUUUGGCUCGGGGCUGGGCAACGCGCCGAUGGCCAGUGGCAGUGCCUCGUGGGUCACAGUUUUUGGCUUCCCAGGCCGUGCCGCCUCUGGAGUUCGGCAGCAACUGGAGGCAGUCUGCGGCCCGAUCGUCGAGGUGUGCUACGGUGAGGGGAACUUCAUGCACGUGUGCUUCGGCAGCCCACAGGCUGCGAGCGCGUGCCUGGCUUUGAAUGGACAGCUCUUGCUGGGAAAGAUCAUGGUGGGUUGUAUUCCAUGCACCCAUGCUGCGCUUCUGGCCGGCGAGAGCGAGCAACCGGAGGAGCGGCUGCGAGCCUCGACGGCCUCUGUAGGCCUUAGACUAGGACCUGGAAGCCCGGAGGUGCGCCGCCAUGGGCUCCUGUGGCGCUUGUUGGACCAGCUCUUCGACCUGUGA
Durusdinium trenchii is the source of this 729-nucleotide messenger RNA. NCBI's taxonomy places the organism in Eukaryota, Dinophyceae, Suessiales, Symbiodiniaceae. The record is from the annotation of a GenBank genome assembly.